UAGCGUGGUGCAGGGUAAUGUAGGCCGUUUCAGUAAACAGGAGGCUGGUUGUGAGAUGGGUGAAGAUGCUGCAGCUAGUCAGAAAUCGUUGUUAUAAUCAUGUUCAGUCAGCAAAGGCUGAGUUUUAGUGUAUUUGGGGUUUUGAAGCCACGGGAAAGCUCGGUUUAAGCGGCUGACAUGUUUAAGUAAGAGCGGGGAGAGUGAAUCAGCGCGGCGGGACUCUGAGCUCUGAGCUCCGGCCUGUCUGGAGCUGCUGCCGCUGAGAGCGUAAGGGUUUAGCUGGAGUUAGCUGUUAUGCUAGUCUGAGCAGCAGCUUACAGACUAACAGUUAAUAUAAUGAUGAGCGAAAACUGCGGUAAAUUAAACAGCUCGGCUGUGGGGUUCUUAUCUUUUACAUGCUGAUGAAUAUCAGAGAGCUGUCAAAAUGAAUCUGAAAAAAUCCAGGAGCGCUGGAGCCUCUUCUCCAUUGAAUGGGAUCGGAAAACAAGAUGCGGAGUCGAGGAGAAAAAGAAAGAUGGUGGAGAUCACUCAGGCUCUCAGUAUGACUCCGGUUGAUGUGGCUGCAUUGAGGCGGAUGGCCAUCAGUGAAGGAGGGUUGCUAACCGACGAGAUCCGAUGCCAGGUCUGGCCACGUCUACUUAAUGUGCCCGUUGAGUGCAUACCUGAAAAACUUGAUAAAGUGGAGAGAGAGAACAAUAAAGACUAUAACCAAGUGCUCUUGGACGUGCAGAGAUCUCUGAGACGCUUUCCUCCAGGAAUGCCAGAUGAGCAGAGGGAGGGUCUACAGGAGGAGUUGAUUGACAUCAUUCUGUGGGUGCUGCAGAAGAACCCCCAACUGCACUAUUACCAGGGGUACCAUGACAUUGUGGUCACAUUCCUGCUGGUCCUGGGUGAGCGCCUUGCCACUGCCCUGGUGGAGAAGCUCUCCACACAUCAUCUCAGGGACUUUAUGGACCCCACCAUGGACAACACAAAACACAUACUCAACUACCUGAUGCCAAUUAUAGAGCGGGUCAACCCAGAGGUGUACGAUUUCAUGCAGCAAGCAGAGGUUGGCACCAUUUUCGCCCUGAGCUGGCUCAUCACCUGGUUUGGACACGUGCUGUCAGACUUUCGGCACGUAGUGCGGUUGUACGAUUUCUUCCUGGCCUGCCAUCCUUUAAUGCCAAUUUAUUUUGCUGCUGUGAUUGUGCUGUACCGGGAGGAGGAGGUGCUGGACUGUGAGUGUGAUAUGGCCAUGAUGCACCACCUGCUGUCCCAGAUCCCUCAGGACCUGCCCUAUGAAACGCUCAUCAGCCGGGCUGGAGACCUCUUUGUCCAGUUCCCCCCGUCCGAGCUGGCCAAGGAAGCUACUCAGCAGCGCAGUCAGCAAACCGCCGCCUCUACCUUUAAAGACUUUGAGCUGGUCUCGGCUCAGCAGCGGCCGGACACGGUGCUCCGGCGGAGGAGGAAAGAGCAGCAGCAGGCGGCGCCGGUGGAGACUCGUACUGGCACCCUAGCUGUAGUCCGGCCCACCGCCCGCCGCUUCGUCAGACUGGCCGUCAUGGGCCUGACCGUGGCCUUGGGAGCUGCCGCCCUGGCUGUGGUAAACUCUGCUCUGGAAUGGGCGCCUAAACUCGACCUCCUUUUCCCUUAACUAAGAGGUGGGGCCAAACAAACUGAAUGACCCCUCCCUGCGGACUGUAGGAAGGUUUAAAAAAGAUGAUUCUGUGUCUUUAUCUUUAAUUUCCUUCUCUUCUAGUUUUUAUUUAUACUUGUUAAGACAAUAACACUAAUAACUGUCCUGCUACGAGAGAUUACAUCUGAUCCCCUGAAGAGUUUAACCUGAACUGCUGAGACCAGAGGAGUCGAGAGGUGUUGGGUCGCUUUGAUAUUCAGGGGUUUACAUGUCCUGACUGGACAUCCUUCGUGCCCAGAUCUAAUAAAGACCCAAAAUGUGUCCCCUGUAUCCUUUUAAUAAUUCUGAGACCAAAAAUCUUUUGUUGAAAUCCCAAUUUUUGUAUUGUUAGCACUUCAUUUUAUGGUUUUAUAAGUGUAUUCGGGUACCUCUCUGAUAAACACAGCCCAUUCUUUUCUAAAUGUGCUUCUGAAAAUGACCAUAAAACGAUACAAUCAAGAAAAUAAAAUCAUAGAAAUAAUAAGGGUUCUUUUUAAAUGAACAUCAAACAUUUGUAUGUUAUUUGUUUGAAAAGGCAACAAGAAGCUGAGUGCUUUUGAUGUAUUUUGUGAGGUAUAGAUAUAUUAAUUUAUCCUCAUUGCCCACUGAUAUUUUUUUCAGAUUGCAAAAUACAGAUUACCAUGCAGAAUUACCAUCAGAAUAAAAACCUUAAUGGUUUAUCCAGUUCAUUUUGUUGCUGUCCCACAAAAACAUAAGUGUCCUCUACAGAAGGUAAAAUAGAGGAUUCUAAUAAGUAUGCAAAGAAAUGGAAAAAGUUUAGCUGAAAUGAGGUUACUGAAUACCAAAUGAUUUUUCUUUUCUCAGUUUUCUUUGUAUUUGUAUUUGUAUUUGUAUUUUUGUCUCUUUUCAAAGCAUCAACAUCAUUAUUCAGCAUAAAUUAUGCAGUCUUUUUAAAAACAAAUUUACAUUUUAGGAGAAAUAAUUUUGAUUGCCUAAUAAUAAGUACAUCACUGGAAUUUACUUCAAAUAAUUAAAGAUAUUUAGGUAUAAGUAUUUGUCCAUUUAUCAUAUCUCUUUUCCCUCCCUUUUAUUCCUCACUGUUAGCAAACUGUAGGACUAUGUUCACAUUGCAAGCCUCAUUAAUCAAUUCUGAUCUUGACGGUCAUCUUAAUAAAUGUAAGUGUUCUGUCUGCAUCUUUCUGUAAUGUGAACAAACCUGUGCCUGAAACAGUUCACAUGCACAAUGAUGCAUUUAGGCACAUUGCCACGUGCUGCCAGUGUUGUGCCAAAUUCUGAUUCCCUACCUCAAUCCAACUCCCCUUAAGCAAUGUUUUAUUUGUUGUGGAGGGAAAAUGUAAUAUUAAGUCACUAAAUAGGAUAUAAAGUAGUUAAUAAAUAAAAGAUACUCGCAUGCAGUGAACAUGGAUUAUUGUGGCGAGAGGAAAUUUGGCACAGCACCGGUGCUGGUGGAUGACAGGAUACAUAGAAAUCUGAUCUGACUGUUCACAUUCAUGUCUUAUGUCCACAAAUCGGAUACAUAUAGAAUUAAGGACUAAAUAUGAAAUUCUAAAUAUGACUCUAAUUGGGGUCAGAUUUGAAUCACUUCAGUCUGGAAAUGUGAACGCAGUGAAGUGAAGGUUAAGCAUCGAGGCCUUGAUGAAUUGAUUCUGAUGUUUGAAUUUCUGUGUCGACAAUAAAAUGUGGACUGGCUUUAGUUCCUUAAUGACAUGGUUGUACAAAACCCAUGUAAUAUAAUGGUGCAUAUAAAUACUCUGGUUUGUUUUUAUGUUUUUUUUUUUGGGCGAUAUUAAAUCAAAAUAAUUUUAUUUUCAGUGAUCAUUUUUUGUAAACAUUUUUGCAUUCUUUUUCUUGUCAGUUUAAAAAUGCUUGGUAUUACGCAUUCACAAUUUGUAUGUAAUCCAUAUAUUGAGUUCAGCAUCACACUGGUAUUCAUAGUGUUUAUUAAGUUAUUAAUAUAUUUUUGUUAACGUUUUAUUUGCACUGAAAUAUUUUCAUGUCUGCUGGUUGCACUUUGAGCGAUUGUGCUUGAAUUGUCUCUGACCUGCUAGUCAUUUCAGCAAAUGUCAUUUAUUAAGCUGCAGAAUAUGUUCAAAAAAAUAAAUAAAACCUCUAAGAAAUGAA
Astyanax mexicanus (Mexican tetra) is the source of this 3760-nucleotide messenger RNA. RefSeq names its product TBC1 domain family, member 20 (gene tbc1d20). Bases 425 to 1636 code for a protein of 403 amino acids. Gene Ontology annotation, biological process: positive regulation of GTPase activity; endoplasmic reticulum to Golgi vesicle-mediated transport. Gene Ontology annotation, cellular component: endoplasmic reticulum membrane. Lineage: Eukaryota; Metazoa; Chordata; Actinopteri; Characiformes; Acestrorhamphidae. The record is from RefSeq and is a predicted model, not a curated record. The transcript has 8 exons. Gene Ontology annotation, molecular function: GTPase activator activity.